AUGAAGCUUCAUAGCGCGCUUUUGGCGUCUUCUUUAGUUGGAGCUCAAAAAUUGAGCUUCGACUCUUCCAAUUAUGGAUUCGACGACUACAUGAGCAGCUUCGGUAAUGGCAUGCUCGACUUCAGUUCUUACUGCAAAGCUGAUAAUUACGACCAGGAUCCAGUUAACAUCGCUCUCAACUACGUUCGUGGUGUUUUUGAGAUGCUGGAACAGCCGGAAUUCGCGAUUUCGAAGCUCUUUGACGAUCGGAGAUUCACGGAACUCUCUCUGACUGAUCUUUUGAAGAUAACUGAAGUCCUUAUGGAAAACUUUGACAAGAAUUGGUGCAACAGGAUCGUCACUGCUGUCAUGGAGGCCGGGUUUGAUAUCGGAAAAAUCGUCAAAGCUAGCUCUGGCCAGACAGUUAGAAUUCUGGAGACUCUUGGAACCAAUGCAGAGCUUCAAAAUCUCCUUCACUUCGUCGAUGCCAACAGAGAUUAUUUGCUCAAAUUGGGUCCCAUCUUUGAACGAUCUUCGGCUGGUUGGGCAACAGUUGAGGAAAUCCUUAGCAACAUGGAUACAAAUCCUCAGAUGUCAUCCUUAAAAUCUCUUCCAUCAUUCUACGAUGAUGAAAUUGAUCGGUCUUGCGCUGUUAUGGAGGAUGCUGAGAUGUACAUCAACUUUGUAAAACCACUUGCAGUUGGUUUGAUUGAGGAUCUUCUUGAAGGCUUCAGAGGCCAAGAAAACCUCCUUAGCGUUGGCAAGAUGAUUGAGUUUACUUACCGAGUGAACAAGCAUCUCCUUUUCGACGAGCAAGCCUGCACCAGAUUCAUCCAAGACAUGUCUGAUCUUCUUGCUCCAUUGAUGCAACUUCCCUUUGCUGCUGAUUACUCCAGCUAUGGCUCGAGCUACAACAGCGGCUACGAAAUGAUGGCUGGAGCAGCUAUGGAUCCCUUGACACAAAUGUUCACAAUGGUCCAAUCUGGUGCCAUUAGCCAGAUCAUCCAAAACUUGGAUAUUAAAAAGAUCAACGACACAGUCUUUGAAUUUCUUCGCUCCGAAAUCCCAUCUGCCAGAGAACAAUCACUUGUUUCUGAAGCUCUGCAAGCGGACAAAACCUUUGCGAUUUUGGCUAAAGUUGCUCCUAAAAUGAUUCAAACCUUCGUUGACAAUGCUGCUCCACUGAUGAAAGCUCUUGGAAUUGAAGAUGGUCAGAUUAUGGACAUCAUCUCGAUGCUUGGCAACAAUAAUCAAAUGAUGAACUUUGGCGAUUCUACUUUCGCCAACUACGGGUCUGAUCAUUAA
Molecule: messenger RNA, 1284 nt
Organism: Oikopleura dioica
Lineage: Eukaryota; Metazoa; Chordata; Appendicularia; Copelata; Oikopleuridae
Source: the annotation of a GenBank genome assembly